This is a messenger RNA of Cydia pomonella (codling moth), 5830 nucleotides long. RefSeq lists its product as uncharacterized. The transcript has 5 exons. The coding region runs from base 190 to 786 and encodes 198 amino acids. The record is from RefSeq and is a predicted model, not a curated record. NCBI's taxonomy places the organism in Eukaryota, Metazoa, Arthropoda, Insecta, Lepidoptera, Tortricidae.
CCAGUCGCCCGCCGACCGCGAGUCAGAGCGCACGCGCGAACGCCUUUGUUAUUUUGUUUACAUCCUACAUCGCCAUUCGGCGCCGAGCGCUCCGCCCGACCUCGCAAAACAUUGUGAAGUGUAGUGAAUAUCUACGAAUUCAGUAAAAAAAAGGAUUGUUCGCUUUUACGGGUGCUGGCCUGCGAUGGGAUGGCGGCGGGCUGCGCGCGCGCCGCGGUCGCGCUGCUGCUGCCGCUGGCGCUCGCCGACGUUAUUUUCCGGGUACCUGAAGUUAUGGUCCGACACGCAGCUAACACGAAAUCAGUAGGAACGGGGCGAACGAACACAAGCCGCGCCAACGACUCCGAGGCCGAGGCCUACGAGGGCCUACUGGAGGUCCGCUAUGAAGAGUACUUCGUGGAACACGAGAUAUCGACACCUGACGCUAGGAAGGCCGCCGUAGCGCUGGACUUGGAUAAAGUACCGGAAACCCUGCCGGGCUGCGGCACCUGCUCCAAACGUGAGCUCCAGUACUGCGAGACCCGAGUGCUGGCGGACCACUGCUGCUGCGAGCGGCAGGCGUUCCCGGAGCCUUUCCCCUGGCUCCCUCACACCUGCUACAUGGGACCGGGCCGGUGCAAGCCGCUGAUGCAUGACUGUGCCAAGUACAAGAGGAUACGGGACUGUUGCUGCUAUAGGAAGCUGGCUGAGAGAUGGAAGCAAAUCCUCUCUAGCUCAGGUCGGACGGGUGUUAGCGGCGCGUCCCUUCUCCUACUGUCGAUGCUGCUCUUUGUGGCGUAUCUGUGACAGCAGGCGCCCCCGCCAGCCCGCCUGCCCGUGCCAGUAUAGUCUCUAACUCCAAUGAUAAGACAAUACGACAGGCGUCAGCGUGUUCCUGCUUCUGCUGUCCAUGCACCUACCUCUUCGUCGCCUAUCUGUGACAAAAGGCGGCACAACCUAGUCUCUAAAUUCAGGAGAAAAGACAGUAUAACACGACGGGCCAGCGUGUUCCUCUGCUUCUACUGUCCAUGCUUCUCUUCCCGGCCUAUGACACCGAUGUGACAACCAACACUUACAAGGUUGACAGUCCUCAACUGUGCGUUUCUCCAGAAACUACCUGCAUUGCACAGCUCAACUGUGGAAUAAACUGUCGCGUGCGGUACUUCCGGACCGAUACGACCUUCAAACUUUCAAGAAAAGAGCGUACUCCCAUCUUAAAAGCCGGCAACACACUUACAACCUCUCUGGUGUUGCGGGUGUCCAUGGGCGACGGUAAUUGCUUGCCAUCAGGCGUUUCGUGACAUACAACGCCGGCACAUGGGCGGGAGAAUAAUGUAAUUACGCACGUGUGAUAGAAAUAGGAAAACUUUACCUAUUGUGGUACGAUUCAUACGUUUGUAAAUAUUUAGCAAUGAGAUAUCGUAUAGAAUCCAUUUCUGUUGACGUUCUAGAGUAAGGAAAAAAAAUAUGCAAUAGAUUUCGUGUCAACUACUCGUGUGUGUUUUCGAGUUUACUAGUGUUUCAGUACCAAAAUUACAGGAUGUACACGUUAUUUAAGUAGCUAUAGACAUAUAAAUCCUACAACCCUUGCAUUGUCUUGAAGGCCUUACACCCUAUCCUCGAAAGGCCCACGGUCCUACCCGUACUAAUUGCUUCAAAGUAAUUUAAACCAUUUUCCAUUAAAAUAAAGUUGCAUUUCUUUUAUUUCGUUCGAUUUCAAAACAAAAGAAAUUCAACCAUAUUUCCUUCACUAUGUCAAAUUCAAAUGGCCUUUUUUUGUUCAGUGGGCCUUAGAAGGCUACGGUUGGACACAUAUUUGUUAUAUUUAUUCUAUAUCUAUGAAAUUAAAAUGUCAUAUUUAUUGAAACAGGGUUGUUCAAUAGUAUUUUAAUCAAUAUUUCGUCAUAGCUAAUAAUCAUAUAAUACAUUCUCAAAUGAAUAUUUAUAAAUAUACCAUUUAAUGUUAAUAUUGAAUACCAAAGUUUUAUGUAAUUGGCCUAAUUUGUCUAUUACUGUGUGUGUGUGUGUGUAAUCUAUCGGGGUAAAUACCUACGUUAUAUUCAGAUAUCGUGUGACAACGACGCGGUACUGGCGACCAUAAUAUGCCAUGAUACAGGUUGACCUUAGCCAUUGGACAAACCCUGAAAUCCCACGUAGGGUUACUACUUAGGAAUGCUCUGACGUUAAUAUUUUUUUAAUUAGAAAACAGAUAAAAAAAUUUGCGAUCGAAAGUUAUUUGCAAUAAUCGACAACAAAAAGAAACAUACUGUGUUAAUCUUUGGCAGUGUUUUUGACAAUUUGUUAGAAAUAUUUGAUAAUGAUGACAUUUUUCAAAAGUCAGUAGCUUUAUUAGUGUCAUAAAUAAAAAGAUAAUCAAAAAGUUCGAAGAAGGUUUCAUACUAUUAGGAGCUACUAACAAAUACAGGCUGCUCCAAACUAAUUUUUUAAUUUCUUCGAAACCGCUACACCGGUUGUUAUGAUACUUUGUACACUGGUUCUAAAUACCCUAAUGCAUUACAUUUCGGCUUUGUCCAAUGGCUAGGGACACACUGUAUAUACACUCUGGGCUGGUAAAACCCGACAGAUUUUAACCACGCAUUCCUGAGGUCAUAAGGAGCAAAACAAUUUUGUAUGAAUUUUGUUCAAAUUCUUGUUUUAAGAGAAAUAACUUUUUACAUCUUGGCGAAAAAAAAUUACUUAAAAAAAAUAAGUUUUUUUUAUUUACUGUCAAAAAUUGCGAAUGUAAUUUAUAACUUUAAUGUCUGUUAUGUAUGUUAGGUAUGUCUAAACCAACUCACAUGUCUUUGUCUCUAAAACAAGACCGAUUUCAAACUUUGUAUGACAAUGUAGUCUCUGUAUGCGAUCAAGACUACACCUCUAAAAUCUGUCGGGUUUUACCAGUCCACGGUGUAUAUUAUAUAGGUACCUGUAAACCCAUAUGCACAAAAUGUAUAACUAAUUAAAUGGAAAAUCUUGCGUCUAAUUAAUAGCCGUAGACUUAAUUAACUACCGUAUUGCAAGUGUUAAUAACUACAGAUGUAUAAUUUGCGAAAACUUUCCAAAGAGUUGGAAGGGUUCUCGGAAAUUUCAGCUAAAUUUGACAGUAAACAUAGGAAACAUUCAUUUAGGAAUUUUUUAUUUAGUUCAGUACAAAAAAAAAUACAUAACAAUAACAAAACAUUUAAGACUAACUUAGCCUAGUUAGGAAAUGGAAAAUUUCGAUUCCCAUACAAAACUAUGAAGAAGUUUCGGAAAAUUUCCGUGUGGAAAUUUUGCAAUUUUGGAAACUUCAGAUGGUACAUCAGUAUAACUGUAUGUCUGUCUCUGAUAUUACUGUCUGUCUGAUAUCACGUAGAAAAACUAGGUGAAAUAAUUAUUCAUAAAAUGACUGUCGUUUGUAACCCCCGACAAAAAAGAGGGGUAACUGCGUCCAAAUGUUUCUGGAGUGAGAUAAAACAAUAUUAAGGGGCAAACGUGGACAAAAUCUCCAUUUAUCUCAUGUAUAAUAAAUAUGUUUACAGUACAUAUGGUGCUACUUUACCGCACUGGUGCGAAAAUUAGCAUAUUACGUUACUGUGUCGAACCUUUAAAGGGCCAUAUGUACUGUAAAACGCUGUUCGAUACAUGUGCGAAUAGGUAAUUCGCAACUCGUGUCGAUUUAAAACACUCCCUUCGGUCGUGUUUCAAUUUAUCGCCACUCGUUUUGAAUUUCCUAUUUUUCGCACGUGUAACGUAAUGUACUAUUGUAAAUAUUAAAACCUUAGUGGCAUUUUCGCCUCGUUAAUGAACAAUCACACAAAAUAACUGCUAUAGAAUCUAUAGAAAGGUAACUAUCAAAAUGAAGUGUACAGUCAGCGUCAAAUACUUCGUAGCAGUCAAAGUGGCCAAAUAGUUCGGUACACCAUACUAAAUAUAUGGUGUACCGAACUAUUUGGCUACUUUGGUUGCUACAAACUAUUUGACGCUGACUGUACCUCAAUUAUUUUACGAAUUAAACGUAAAAAGUACCAACGAAAUUAUUUAUUACUUGCCAUUAUUGCACGAUUUGUUUACUCAAAUGGGGAGUUACCACGAAAAGUUACAUAGGUAUUAUUCUUUAUACCUACAUAAAAUAUCCACAAGAAAUCAAUAUGCCUAAUGGGGUUGGCAACUGUCAAAGGUUUGCAUAGAUGGCGCCAUCAUAGCUUGCCUCUGUCUCUAGUUUUGUUCUAUGAGAUUUGGCUUAAAGUACUGGAAUCCAGGUCACAAAAUUCCAAAAAAAAAACAAGAAUUUGACACAAUUCUAGGGAUUGACAGGGCAAGCUAUGAUGGCGCCAUCUGCUUAAUACUUCGACCGGCCAACCCCAUUUUUGAAAUACAUGUAACCUGCUUUGCGGUGUUUUGUCUAAGUGGCCCCACGAAGGGGGAAAAUCGUGAGCUUAUAAGUUAAAGAAUGCUUUAGUUGUGUAAUUUACUUAAGUUUUCUGUUGUAAAUGUUCAAAUUAUUUCAUUAUUGAUUGUUAGUCCUACGCCAAAGGUGCUUAGCAUAAGAUUAAAAUAAUAUAAAUGUUGUAUGUACUUCUGCAGAUUUUAUUUAUAUUGAAGGUAAAAUGCAUCACCAUAUCUUCUUACUUCAAAUACUUAAUACAAAUAAUAAGUAUGUUUGAUUUAGACCAUUCUAAAUCAAACAUAAUUACUUAGUAUUUGUAUUCUUAUAAAUUGUAGACUGGGAAUAAUUGAAUCGUGUAAGGGAAACGUGGAUGAGGCAUAUAAAAAAAGUGGCUGUGACAUAAUCGGACAGACAGACCGACAUGACGAAUCUAUAAGGGUUCCGUUUUUUGCUAUUUGGCUACGGAACCCUAAUAGUAGGGUCGGGCAGACCGUCAUAGGGCGAGAACUCAUAUCUGUACAGUCACGUCUGAAAACAUCGACACAAUCGAAGUGCCAAUAAUAUGCCCAUAUAUUAGGGUAGUGUAUACAUAUUUUUGGCACUUUGUCCGCAUCGAUAUUUUCAGACGUGACCGUACUAGGGAAUGCAAUAACCAGUCAAACUUCAUAAUCGGUUACGGUUAUGCCCGAAACAUAACCGAUAAUCGGUUAUAAUCGAUUACGGUUAUUUUCGACAAAAAAUAAUACAUUUACAAUCAAGUAAUUAAAAUUAUUACGAAAAAACGGGAAUAUUAGGGAAUGUACGUUCGUUCUACAAUAAAACACAAAUAACGGUAAAAGUCAAAAUGUGACCUUGGACGUGAAACAAUAUUCAAUCAAGAUAUUUCAUAAAUAAGGGAAGUAAAUAUGGUAUAUUUUCGUAGUACACGAAUGACAAAAAUUAUAUUUGACGACCGGUUUGGCAUAGUGGGUAGUGACCCUGCCUACGAAGCUGAUGGUCCCGGGUUCAAAUCCUGGUAAGGGCAUGUAUUCGUGUGAUGAGCAUGGAUAUUUGUUCCUGAGUCAUGGGUGUUUCCAAUGUAUUUAAGUAUUUAUAUAUUAUAUAUAUCGUUGUCUAAGUACCCUCAACACAAGCCUUAUUGAGCUUACUGUGGGACUUAGUCAAUUUGUGUAAUAAUGUCCUAUAAUAUUUAUUUAUUUUAUUUUAUAGUCCCAGGCGUCACAAACAAAAAAGGGGCAGGAUUUUGUAUCAUCAGAUCAAUUCACAGAAUUUAAUUCAUAAAUAUAUAACCGAAAAUAACCAUAGCCGAUUAUUUAAAUUUCUUUAUACAGGUUUCCUUACGAUGUUUUCCUUCACCGAAUAGGUAUGCAUAUAAGAAGAUAUAGUGAAAGAAAAUUAAGAUCUAAAUAAAACAUUGUAUAUAUUUAUUCUUAAAUUGUUAUCAAUGUUCGAAAUAUAAAUAAAGAGUUACCAAAUUGCAAA